Messenger RNA from Cyprinus carpio (common carp), 870 nucleotides. Its product is annotated as heterogeneous nuclear ribonucleoprotein L-like. Gene Ontology annotation, molecular function: mRNA binding. The transcript is spliced from 3 exons. Gene Ontology annotation, cellular component: nucleus. Gene Ontology annotation, biological process: regulation of RNA splicing; mRNA processing. The coding region runs from base 29 to 316 and encodes 95 amino acids. The record is from RefSeq and is a predicted model, not a curated record. NCBI's taxonomy places the organism in Eukaryota, Metazoa, Chordata, Actinopteri, Cypriniformes, Cyprinidae.
GAGGGGUACUGUACAUAAGCAGGUGUUGAUGAGUGUUGUGUGUCUCACUAGCGUCCUCUGCUGGAUUCUGUUGAAUCACACUCACGCUCCUCUGUUCUUUCAGUUAUGCACAGAACACGAUGUCCCAGGAUUCAUCAAAUACAAAGUGUUUGACGCCAAACCCAGCUCAAAGACCAUCUCCGGCCUGCUGGAGUUCGACAGUAAGACCCACGCCGUGGAGGUUCUGACCGUCCUCAACCACUAUCAGAUCCGGAUCCCCAACGGUUCGAACCCGUACACACUGAAGCUGUGCUUCUCCACCUCCUCACACCUCUGAGCCGGAGCGACUGACACCACAUCUUCAUCAUCUUCAUCAUCCUCUCAGACCUGACUCUCCUUCGGUUUUAGUCCUCUUUAGUUUUUCAUCUGUUAAUUUGUUCAAACCAGGAAACUGACACACACACACACACACACACAGUCUGGAUGUAGAAUAUGAUGAUGUCACUCCAGAAGAGGUGAUGAAGGACACUGGUGUUUGAUGACCAUCAUCAUCUGAACUGGAGAAACUGAAGGACCGAACACUUUAUUAUUUAUGUGUACAGCAGCGGGUUCACUGGUUAACCGCUUAACUGGUCACAUGACCGGUAGUUCUGGGUUUGGUUGAUGAGUGAAUGUGACUGCAGCCCUGAUCCAGACACACAUCACACGAUCAGCCGAUUAAAGACUGCUAGUUAGUUUGUAGUUGACUGGGUCUGCAGCGUUAGUUCAGUACUGUAACAUGAAGCGCAGAUUUAGGAUCCACUAACACUCUCUGCAGGUUUGAUGAAGCUCAGUUUCAGGCUUCACUGCAAAAAAAUGAUUCUCUAGAAUAAAUGUCUACAAAUUCUGGAA